This is a messenger RNA of Amblyraja radiata (thorny skate), 5548 nucleotides long. It is a transcript of the gene cc2d2a, whose product is annotated as coiled-coil and C2 domain containing 2A. The transcript is spliced from 39 exons. The coding region runs from base 245 to 5188 and encodes 1647 amino acids. Lineage: Eukaryota; Metazoa; Chordata; Chondrichthyes; Rajiformes; Rajidae. The record is from RefSeq and is a predicted model, not a curated record. Gene Ontology annotation, cellular component: ciliary transition zone. Gene Ontology annotation, biological process: protein localization to ciliary transition zone; non-motile cilium assembly.
GGACGCGAGGCGGUUACUAGGCAGCGCUUCCUGGACACGGCGGCGUCUGUGUACAAUCAGGGCAUGGCCGCUCGAGCAAAAACUAACCGCAAUAUGUUUGAGACUUUUUAAUGGAACAAGUCACUCUUACUGCAAAAUGCAAGUGGGACAGAACAGAUGGUUUGGAUUCAAACUUAAUAUAGCUGACCUUAAAUGAAGUUUAUUUGAAUGUCAAAGCUCUGAUCAUUUGGAUGAAUUGAAGAAAAUGGCCUCCACGGAAAAUCUUCGUCAGAAGAUAAAAAGUAAGCGAAAGGCAUUGCAAGCAUCUCUAACUGGGAGCAGUGAAGUCAGUGAUACUCAGGGAUUGGUUUCUGCAGAAAUGGAAAACGGUACAAGAAAUGAAAAUGCUACUUUUAUUGAGGAUAUUCAGAAUGAGGAUGAACAAGCGGAGAACCUCAAACAGACCAUGAGAGCUCAAAGGCGACGAAGAAAAGCCCCCCUUGUGGAUGAUGUUAUUGAUUUUAAUCAUGAAGAAUCCCCGCAGGACAUCACCAAAAUCACUCGUCGUCAGAGAUCUCUUCCUCCUCUUGGUGAGUGUACCCCAAGUACUAGUUUUGCUGAAUACUCCAUGCGAGAGAAAAUGAGGGAAAAACUGAAAGCAGCCAGGUCUAAGGCUCAAAGCGCCCUUCAGCAAGAGGAAGAGAGUGCCUCUCGGUAUCCAACAGACCUCAGAGACCAAUCAUCAAUCACUCAAUUUGAUACUGAGGUUGAUGAAGAAUAUGCGAAGAGACCAAGAGAUGCUGAAUCACCGAUUCCUCCUCCAAGGGUUAGGUUUCGUGAGAUAGCAAGUAGAUUGAAGCCAAAACCAAAGGAAGGGUUCCCAUCCACUGAGGAGGCAUACAACUUCUUCACCUUCAAUUUUGAUCCUGAACCUGAAGAUUCAAACGAAGGGUCAGAAGUGAGGAGUCACCCGCAAACACUUCAUGACGUUGAUCAGGGUGAAGAAGCGGCAGAGGAGGGUGGUGAAGAGUCCGCAGUCAGCAAAGAUGAGGAAAAGGAGGAAGAAGGAAAGGAAGAGGAUGAGCGGCUUGUGAAUGAUGAUGAGGAGGAUGAGGAUGACUAUCUCUUUAUAAUUGAUCAGACAGCUCGUGAUUUUCUCAUAGUGAAAGCUCCUGAUUAUGAAGGCUACAACAAUCGACAGCAGAGAGAUAGAAAAGCCCUUUUUAUCCCCAGUAUUCUGUCAGUAUCUACAUCAGAAAAGGUUCCUGAAGACAUGCAACCAAGGUUUCUUGAAGAUGAAGGCAUAUAUGUUGGAGAAAAACCAAAAGUUUCCAAAUCCAACCAAAACAUUAUUGAGAAUCGACUACUUAAAAAUGAAGAGGGAAAAAGAUGGUUUGGAAGCGAUGGCAGAGUUAUAGCCUUGGCUAACCCAAUUAAACAGACCAAAACCAGACCACCUAUUUUUUCACCCCAUGAUGAAGUGGAUCCUGCAAUAGAAACUUUAUAUAGAAAGGCCGAGAGGUCAAGGUACAAUAGUCAAUAUAUCGCUGGUUCAGGUGAGCCACAGGGACACUUUCAACUGGACGUCGAUGUUGCUGGUAUUGUUUUCAGCCACCACCCAAUGUUCAGUCGUGAACAUGUAUUAGCAGCCAAACUGGCUCAACUGUAUGAUCAGUAUCAACUUCGACAACCGAAGAACCUUGCCAACCUUUACACUGACAAGUUGUGUGCACUAAGGAAGGCGGUGAACAAUAUUGCAGAAGGCCGAGGUGUGCAGAAUCCAAUGGCACUGCACAGACUUGUGGAAUAUAAAUCAGAGAUCCGAGCAACCCGAAGAAUGUGUCACCUGGAACAAGAGAAAGAUCGGACCCUGCUGAAGAAUAUUAUUAAAGUAUGGAAAGAUAUCAAGUCACUUAGAGAGUUCCAGAAAUUCACUAACACACCAGUGAAACUACAUCUUAGAAGGCAGGAGGCCAACAGAAAAGCCGACGAAUUAAGUUAUGAACAUGAAAUCCAGGCUGAGAUUGCAGAACUACUGGAAGACUAUCAAGAAGUCUACGAUAGUAAGCUGGAGGAAUAUAAAAUAAAGUAUGAGGAAUGGAAAUCCUGGAGAAAGGCAAGAAAAGCAAAGAAGAAACAGAAAAGAGCUGCGGGCGAGCAGCAGGAUGACGACACGGAUGAGAGUUUGACGGCUGAAGAACUUCCGAAGCCUGAUCCUCCCGAGCCAGUUGAUCCUUCGGUCGUAGAGGAGCAAGUCCGGGAGACAGCUGCCAGAAUCUAUCGGAAGCCCGGAGAACCCUUGCUGUAUCCUGAACUGAACAUGACAGCUACAGUAACCCCCACCAACCAGUGCCCAAGAGGAGAGCAACUGCGAAGACAGGAUGUACAGCGAUGCACUCUAUUUGCUAAAGUUCUCUUUAAUAACAAGGAAGUUUCCAGGACAAGUAGCCGAACAUUGGGUGUUGAUUUUAGGAUUCAUUUUGGGCAAAUCUUCAACAUGCAGAUAGUCAACUGGCCAGAAAGUAUAAAAAUUCAGAUAUUUCAAACCAUAGGGACAAGCACCACAAAGAUAGAAGUAUUUGUUCCCAUCCCAGAAACCAGUAUCCUCACAGGGAGUGCUCCAAUAGAUGAAAUGGAGUUUAGUAGUGAUCAGCGUGUGAAGUUUGACCAUGAAGGUGUUGGCAGCGGAGUGGCAUUUUCCUUUGAAGCAGAUGGAAGCAAUCAGCUGAUCCUGUUGACUUCAGGCAAGCUAGCGUGCAGUGUGUCCUGGGCAGUGGAUGAGAACGGUGUGCCAUUGGUGCCUCCUGUGCUUCAUCAGAACUAUGGGAUUCAAAGCACUCUGAAACAUCUGGAUGCCAUAUCAUCUAUUGGCGCAACUGGAUUAACAGACACAAAAAAACUGGCUAAGUGGGCAGCAGAGUCGAGGCUUGAUCCAAAUGAUCCCAGCAAUGCAGCUUUGAUGCAACUGAUAAUGUCUGCAACAAAUGGUGAGGAACCAAACAAAGAUUACUUCCGGCUUGAUCACCUACAAGAAGAAUUUAACUUUUUAUCCGAAGAGGCUUUGAACAAAUCCAAGCGAUUUCGACUCUUACAACUCCGAAAUGACGGAGUGACAGAGUUCCUUAAUUACAAACAAAUUCCCAUUAAGGAUUCAGAGAUUUCUGAGAAGAUUUUCCAGGAAUACAAGAAUAAACAAUGUGACAGAGAGACAUUAGAUCUGACAAGCCACCUCGAUGUUCAUCGAGCAAAAGUGGCGAAAUACCUGCAAAAGGUUCGGGACUCUGUAACAAGCAGGUUUCUGCUGGCAAAGCAUCAUUAUACCUUACCAGAUAUGGUUAUUGAAGAGGCAGUCCCCAGCAUAAGUAUGUUAGGUGUCAAUCUGUUCAGACUGGCGGAACCGAGGAGGCCACUUAGACCACGAAGAAAAGAGAGGAAGAAGGUCACGGCCCAAAACCUUUCUGAUGGAGAUAUUAAACUUCUGGUGAACAUUAUUCGAGCCUAUGACAUACCAAUACGUAAAUCCAUGGGAAGACCAGCACUAACUUCCAGAUCUGCAAGAUCUGUUAGUGAAACAUUUCCAACCUCUCAGCCACCCCAGAUAUCAGCUCAAAGCCCGGAGUGGUUUACUGACCAGGUUUCAGUGCAUCCUUUUGUGGAGGUUUCAUUUCAACGUAUAGUCCGUCAAACUGCUACUCUAGAUGGCCCAAACCCUAACUGGAAUGAAGAACUGGAACUCCCAUUCAGAGCACCUAAUGGGGAUUAUAGUACUUCCAGUCUGCAGUCCGUUACAGAUGAAGUUUUCAUCAAUGUUUUUGAUGAAGUUGUUUAUGAUGUUCUAGAGGAUGAUAGAGAGCGUGGAAGUGGCGUUCAUACCCGCACUGAGAAACACUGGUUGGGUUUUGUGCAUAUCCCAUUUACUACCAUCUACUCCCAGUCCCGGAUUGAUGGAACCUUCAGAAUUAAUAUACCCCCAGUCCUCCUUGGAUACAGCAAAGAACGCAAUCUAGCCAGUGAAAGAGGAUGGGAGGCAGUUCGGAGCCUAAGUGAUGGUUCUUAUCUGUCUCUCUUCAUUACUGUUGAACCUCAUCUUGUACCUGGAGAACCUGUAAUUGAAAAGUUUGAAUCUCAGGAGGAUGAGAAACUACUGCAAAGAGCUGACAAGUUCCAGAAGGAAGUCGCCCAAAAGUUUCGUAAUCGUCGAUGUGUUACAACAGUCACUGAUCUCACUGGCAAAAUGGUUUUUGUUACAAGAUACAUUAAACCACUUUUUCCACCCCAGGAGCUGCUGGAUGUGCUACCUAAUAGUUCUGAGGCCACGAUGGAACUGCUGGCCCGUUAUGUCUCUCUGAUUCCCUUUCUACCAGACAGUGUAACCUUUGCUGGAAUCUGUGACUUAUGGUGCACUUCAGAUCAAUUCCUGAACUUACUUGCUGGUGAUGAGGAGGAACAUGCAGUUCUGCUCUGCAACUAUUUCCUAGCGCUGGGAAAGAAAGCUUGGCUGGUGAUAGGGACUGCCAUUCCUGAGGGUCCAACAGCAUAUGUGCUGAGCUAUGAUCACAACCAGUAUGUGAUCUGGAACUCUACUACCGGACAGUACUAUGGACAAUUUGAUGCAUUCUGUUCCUUGCAAAGUGUCAGCUGCUUGGUUAGUGCUGAAAACGUCUGGUUCAAUGUGCAGAAAUAUGAAACUGUUAUGAGAAUUAAUUUUGAUACCAGCAAGUCAAACUUGUGGAAGCCAUUUUUUUCACGUAGCUUUCCAUUUCCAGGCUUAUCAAGUGUUCAGCCGGAUGAGCUGGUUUACCAACACACCGACAAGGCUGCUGCAGUAGAACUUCAGGAUAAGAUUGAAAAGAUCUUGAAAGAGAAGAUAAUGGAAUGGAGACCAAGACAUCCCACCCGCUGGAACAGAUACUGCACGUCAACUCUACGGCAAUUCCUGCCUAAACUUGAGCUGAGCCAAGGUCGAGAGGGUGGAGAUGACCAUUGUGCAGAGCUGCAGAGUCUGUUGGGCGAUUAUAGGAUUUCUGGGUUUCCUAUUCACAUGUCUUUCUCGGAAUUGAAGCCAGUCAUUGAAGCUGUACACAGCACUGGUGUCCAUAACACAGAGACCCCUCUGGCAGAGUUUGCUUUGGCUGUGUACAUUCACCCAUAUCCUAACAAUGUUUUAUCUGUAUGGAUUUAUGUGGCAUCCUUGGUCCGCAACAGAUGACAUACUCAAUGAACUACAAUCCCUGCCAUCUUGAUGUCAGCAGGAAAAGAAUGCUUGUUCUUGGUGUCUUUGCCUUAUUGAAACUGACAGUACUUUCGGAUUUGAGUUCACUAUAUUGCCGAUGAGAUAGGGAAAACCAUACUUACCAUUGUUUUAUCAUGUUCAAUUUUAUUUCAAAGUUCUAUAACUAGUUUUAUACUGCAUAUUUCUUGCACCUUUAUGUAAAAUGUGACUGCAUAAAACCUUGCAAGUCAUUCCUCAUAACGCAAACAAUCCUGAUUUCUUCCCCCAUCUUGCAUUAUAGUGAACUUGUCAAAUUUGACAGGUUUAAUUUUAAAUCUAAUUGAAAACUUAGAUCUG